AUGAAGUGCGUAACACACGACCGACGGCUACCAGCCAGCCCCACCCAACGCAAACAACAGCUAACCCAGCUCGACAGGUUCGGCCAGCAGCUGCAGAGCUCCUUGAUCAAGGACUGGUACUACUACUACAUCUCAUACGACGAGCUCAAGAGACUCCUCCAGCCUGAGCUCCAGUCAAAGUCGACCUCCAAGAACCCCACCGCUCCCGACAAGACAUGGACCGACGAACACGAAACCCGCUUCUACCGCGAGCUUGAGGCCGAGCUAGACAAGGUCUCCAACUUCCAGCAAGUCAAGAGCGGUGAGAUCCAGCGUCGCAUCAAGAUCAGCGAACGUGAAGUCACAGACGUCAUUUCUCGUGCAAAGGCCGCUCUGCAACAAGGAGAGGAUGAGCAGUCCAACAUGGAGGCUCCCAGCGAGGAGGACUUUGGAAUGCUCGAGGAAGAUCUGUCAGACAUCAUCGCCGACGUACACGACCUGGCCAAGUUCACCCAGCUCAACUACACUGGCUUCCAGAAGAUCAUCAAGAAGCACGACAAGCUCUACCCCGACCAGCAGCUUAGGCCCCUCUUCGCUGCUCGUCUCAAUGCAAAGCCUUUCUUCAAGGACAACUACGACGCCUCCAUUGUUCGUCUGUCACAGCUCUACGACCAAGUCCGCACUCGCGGCAACCCUACCAAGGGUGAUUCGUCCGCCGGAGGAAGCCAGCAAAACUUCGUCCGUCAAACAACAAAGUACUGGGUCCACCCUGACAACAUCACCGAGCUCAAGCUCAUCAUCCUCAAGCACUUGCCCGUCUUGGUCUUCAACCCUAGCAAGGAGUUUGAGAUCAAGGACUCGGCCAUCUCGUCCAUCUACUACGACAACACAGACACUUGGGAGCUGUAUGAGGGCCGUCUCAAGAAGACAGAGGGUGCAGAGGCUAUCCGUCUGAGAUGGUACGGUGACAUGAACGUUGACACCAUCUUUGUCGAGCGCAAGACACACAGAGAAGACUGGACUGGCGAGAAGUCAGUCAAGGCUCGUUUCGCACUCAAGGAGAAGAACGUCAACGCUUUCAUGCGCGGUGAUUACACUGUCGAGCAGGCCUUUGAGAAGAUGCGCCGUGAUGGCAAGAAGAGCGAGAAGGAGAUCGCUGACCUCGAACAACUCGCCAGAGAAGUUCAAUACCGUGUCAUCGCACGCAAGCUGGAACCCGUCACCCGCUCUUUCUACAACCGUACUGCCUUCCAGUUGCCUGGCGAUGCCCGUGUUCGUGUCUCGCUCGACACCGAGUUGACCAUGACCCGCGAGGACAACCUUGAUGGACGCCAACGUACCGGUAAGAACUGGCGCCGUAUGGAUAUCGGUAUUGACUGGCCUUUCAGCCAGUUGCCCGCUGAAGAUGUUGAGCGCUUCCCCUACGCCGUUCUCGAAGUAAAGCUGCAGACACAGGCUGGUCAGCAGCCUCCCGAGUGGAUUCGUGAGCUCGUCGCAUCUCACUUGGUCGAAGCUGUGCCCAAGUUCUCCAAGUUCAUCCACGGUACCGCAACUUUGAACCCUACCCGCAUCGAUCUGUUGCCUUUCUGGAUGCCUCAAAUGGACGUCGACAUUCGCAAGCCUGUCUCACACCGCUUUGGUAUCGAGCGUCCUGGCCAAAGCACAGAUAUCUCUACUAGCGGGCAGAUGGACGAUGAUACCGAUGACGAGAUGGAAGAUGCUGCCAACCUGCCCAACGGUGACGACGAGAACUACCGUCGUCUGCGGGCCGCCAGAGAUGCCCUUGAGCAGCACGAGGUUGCUCAGCGUAUGGAUUACGGCACCACUAAUGGCGGCGCCGACCCCAACUCGCUGGACGAGGAAGAGCGUUUGGCCGCCCGACCCUCUGCUGACGAAGACGACUACCCACUAUACGAUAGUGACGAUGAGGACGAUGACCUCGAGGAAGCGAAGCGUAUUGGUGGCUGGACAUACCGCCGUAAGCUGUUGACGCAUUAUGUUGACAAGGUUGGCGACAAGCUGGCAACCGCUUUCAGACUUGCCACACCAGCACCCAAGCCUACCGCUAUGCCUUCAAACGGGGAUGCCUCCAUGGGAAUCCCUAGCUCUAGAAACAACGACAAGAUUCGUGAGAAGCGCUACAAAGCUCCCAAGGGCAAGAAGAUUCACGUGCCAGUGCGUGUCGAGCCCAAGGUCUUCUUCGCAGCCGAACGUACAUUCCUGUCAUGGCUCGAGUUCAGUAUCAUCAUCGGCAGUAUCGCUGCUACCCUGCUCAACUUUGGUGACACCACUGCUUUGGCUUCCGCCUGGGCCUUCACCAUCGUCGCUCUAUUCGCCAUUUGCUACAGCAUGGGACUAUACCUCUACCGUGUGCAAUCAAUUCGCAACCGUCGCGCCAUCACCUACCACGACAAAUGGGGUCCUAGCGCAUUGUGUGUUCUUUUGUUCGCUGCUGUGACAGUCACCUUUGCCUACAGAUUUACACACGAAAGCAAGGGUGGUCUCAAGGGCGAUCUCAAAGGUUGA
Aureobasidium namibiae CBS 147.97 is the source of this 2505-nucleotide messenger RNA. Its product is annotated as vacuolar transporter chaperone 4. The transcript has 2 exons. The coding region runs from base 1 to 2505 and encodes 834 amino acids. Gene Ontology annotation, biological process: microautophagy; polyphosphate metabolic process; vacuolar transport. NCBI's taxonomy places the organism in Eukaryota, Fungi, Ascomycota, Dothideomycetes, Dothideales, Saccotheciaceae. Gene Ontology annotation, cellular component: vacuolar transporter chaperone complex; fungal-type vacuole membrane. The record is from RefSeq and is a predicted model, not a curated record.